AUGUUUAACAGCCGCAAAAGCGCUCGGAAGCCAGAUGGCGAGUUCAUCACUCGCUUCCAGCAAGCAUUCUCAGACAUUGUCCCUCGGCGAGACAGCAAGGGUGGGCCAACUGAAGACUCGCACAACGUGAGGGCAGGUGAACCUUUGAUGGCCUCGAGAAUGACCGAGAACAACGAUGUGAAAAUGGAGGAGAGUCAUGAUAUCAAGUUCCCCAUCACCAACAACGACCACACUCCUCGAAAUAUGCACGAACUGGGGUUGACGCCCUCAUGGAUGGAAUCAGCUUCGUUUUCCAUGAUGCCUCUUGCCAACCAACAUGCAGGCUUCUAUGCUCCAACUUCUUCUGGAAUGGGCUGGCGAUUUACAUACUCCAACCGGGAUGCACCUGAUGACCCCGCUGGGGGCGUGCCAGCUAUGCACAAUCACCACAGCAAUGGUUUCGAGCCCUUCCACCCGCAGUUCAUGAAUCCGGCACAUGACAUGAACCAGUACACAGAGCAGCCAUCGUAUGCACCAAGCGCAUUUAUGCACCGCGACACCGCAUAUGACGUCAUGGAUGAUACUUUCGAUGGUUCUUCUCUAAAUAGUGUACAAGCCGAAACAGCAUCUAGCAUGACGGCCUCUACGGACUUUUCGGCUCAACUGGCUGGUGACAUUUCCUAUGCCAAGGAAAAAUUCCGCUUCAAUGUUUCCCUCCGAGCACCGACCGCCAUGGUGAAGAAUUCGAGUGAAAUCCCCGUGACGUAUCUCAAUAAGGGCCAAGCAUACAAUCUCUCAGUUAUCGACACGAGCCCACCAAUGAUUAGCCACGAACUGCUUCGAUAUAGAACAUUUGUCCGCGUUUCCUUCGAAGAGCGAGAACAGCGAGCGAAACCGGCAACAUGUUGGCAACUGUGGAAGGAAGGCCGUGGUACCACAGAAGCCCAUCAACGGGGCGGAAAAUUAUUAGCUGUUGAAUAUGUGGAUCCGUUACAAGGUGCCAGUGAUGCACACAGGAACCGACAGGUGCAAGUCGAGAGUAUGUCGGUCGACGGUUUCUGCGUCACUUGGACUGCCAAUCCAGCGAGCGGCGCAUCGGAUUGCAACAUCCCCGUGCGGUUUAAUUUCCUUUCCACGGAUUUUAGCCACUCGAAAGGCGUGAAGGGAAUCCCUGUCAGACUAUGCGCUAAAACCGAGCUUUUGUCCCCCGGUGAGGAGGCAGGUGUAUCACGGGAUACGGAGCUGUCUUACUGCAAAGUAAAGCUUUUCCGGGAUCAUGGUGCUGAGCGGAAACUGUCCAAUGACGUUGCCCAUGUCAAGAAGACCAUUGAUAAACUUAAGCAGCAAGUCUCCCAAGCAGAAAUGGGUGGUGGAUUUGCGAAGCGCAAGCGGGGAAACAACACUUCUGCUACUGCAAAGGGACCCGAUAAUUUUAUGAAGCCUUCGACCCACAAGCGAACUUGGUCGAUAGACUCGGACGAUAUUCCUCCAGAGAAAGUCUCCUUGGAGGAUGAUCUUCAAGCCAAGUUGGCUACAAUGCAAGAGAUGUUCUCAUCUACUCGCUCAAUGAGCAUCUUCGGCUUACGCGGGGAAACAUUCGAUGAUCCCGACCUAUAUCCCAUUCAGCUAUCAGGCAACGGCGACUCCCCUCAUUAUGGAAAUACGAGCCGUUCAAGCACACGUGAAUUGGAGUCAAUGAUACCUUCGCCGCCCAACACCAAUACCUCUUCUUCGAAUUCGCCGCCUACACAAACACUCAGAUUAGGAAAAUGUCCAACCACAAUCCAGAGAAUUCCUUCUGGCGAUCAAGUCUCAAGGGGUUUCAUAGAGGCCGUGGGUGUAGACUUGACCUACCGACCGCCGGCCGAAUGCCCUCCUAAGCCGAUUGCAUGCUUCUAUGUUCGAUUUACUGGGAAUGCGAAGCACGCAGAUGACUACUAUCGUGCAAUCUAUUUGACGGAACGCACCGCUCGAGACUUUGUGAGGAGAAUUGCCGAGAAAUAUCACAUCGAUCCGAUGCGAAUCUCAAAUAUCAUGCAUAUCCAUGACAAAGGCAUGCGAGUCAUAGUGGAUGACGAUGUGGUCCGCCAGCUUCCAGAAGGCCAAGACAUGAUCAUCGACAUCUCCGAAACACCAGGUCCCAAUGGCAGUGCUUCCGGAUCUCCCAUGGAGAUCAAAUUAACAUAUUAA
This is a messenger RNA of Penicillium verrucosum, 2169 nucleotides long. RefSeq names its product grainyhead-like protein. Gene Ontology annotation, molecular function: DNA-binding transcription activator activity, RNA polymerase II-specific; RNA polymerase II cis-regulatory region sequence-specific DNA binding. Gene Ontology annotation, cellular component: nucleus. Bases 1 to 2169 code for a protein of 722 amino acids. Gene Ontology annotation, biological process: regulation of transcription by RNA polymerase II. Lineage: Eukaryota; Fungi; Ascomycota; Eurotiomycetes; Eurotiales; Aspergillaceae. The record is from RefSeq and is a predicted model, not a curated record. The transcript is spliced from 6 exons.